Molecule: messenger RNA, 2160 nt
Organism: Ictalurus furcatus (blue catfish)
Lineage: Eukaryota; Metazoa; Chordata; Actinopteri; Siluriformes; Ictaluridae
Gene: prdm14
Product: PR domain containing 14
Exons: 9
Coding region: 454-2076 (540 amino acids)
Biological process (GO): regulation of transcription by RNA polymerase II
Cellular component (GO): nucleus
Molecular function (GO): protein binding; RNA polymerase II transcription regulatory region sequence-specific DNA binding
Source: RefSeq, a predicted model, not a curated record
UCUACUAUUUAUUGAUUUUACAUUGUUCACUGAUUAAAUAGAAAAAUAAUUAUAGCACUUAGAUCGUUUAGUAAAUGGAAACUUUAGUCCAUAAUAAACAUUUAAUUAAGAAUUUUCCUAAAUAAUUAUAAUCUAGUUAUCACUAGAUAACGUACAAUGUCGAUGGAUGAUGAUGAUGAUGAUGAUUCAUUUUUUUAAGUCAUUUCUAAAAACUAGGCUAUUAUUAUUAUUAUUAUUAUUAUUAUUAUUAUUAUUAUUAUUAUUAUUAUUAUUGUUGUUGUUGUUGAGGUUUUUUUGUUUGUUUUUUUAAUUGAAGAUAAAUUAAUGUCGUAAAAUGUUCUGGACGAGUGCACGACCCAUCAUUACAAUGCAUUAAAUGUCAAACUUUUCCCCCACAGGGUUCAGUAGGAAGCCUGAAUCUGCAUCUCAUCUCGCCAUCAUCUCGUGUGCCUUAUGUCUGCUGCGGUGAUGGCCACCUCCGGUUCUUGCAUGAACCUGCUAAGGAGAAACCCCACCUUCCAGCCUCUUCAUCCUCUCCAUUCUGCUCUUCACCCUCCUCUCCAUCCUCCUCUUCACCCUCUCGGGUCAGACACACAUUCUUUCCUGAGCCAGCAGUCUUCCAUCCUCCAUGAGCAAAUUUUCAACCUUCCGUAUUUCAACAUAAUCCAACCGAAUCUCACACACAGACCUCAGCACACACCGGGCUCUCUGUCAGGCUUCUGCAGCCCUGCCUCAUCCUCCUCUUCCUCUCCAAACAAAGACGCCUUCAUGCACCCUCAGAUGAUAGAGGAAUCGAAGCGCACUUUUAGUUUCACCCAGGAGGAUUUGUUCACUGUGCUCUAUGGAUACAGUAAAGACCAGCAGCAGGGGGUCGGACACGCCAUCUCAGGACUACUGCUACCUAAUGAUCCAGACCUGCUGCCAGCCAACAUCGACACAGAAAGCCUCGAUCUGCCUCAAGGUCUGUGUGUGCUCCGGUGCUCGUGCGCCGGUGUUCCCCACUGCGGGGUUUUUGCCGCGCGCAACUCCAUACCCAAAGGCACGCGCUUCGGGCCGUACCUCGGGAAAGCGGUGAACACAAGCGAGAUCAAAACACACCACGACAACACACUUAUGUGGGAGAUCUUUGAGAAGGGCCGAUUGAGUCACUUUGUGGACGGCGGCGCGCGCGGCAGUUGGAUGUCGCUGGUGCAGUGCGCGCGCUUCCCGGAGGAGCAGAACGUGGUGGCGGUGCAACGCGCGGGCCGUAUUUACUACGAGACGUGCCGAGAGGUGCGCCCCCUGCAGGAGCUGCUGGUGUGGUACGGAGACACCUACACCCUGUACAUGGGCAUCCCCAUGUGCCUCAGAGAAGAGGGGGAAGAAGAGGAAGAACAGGACGGAGAAGACUCGGCUGAGGGCUAUAAAUGUGAUCGAUGCGGAAAGGUCUUCGCUUACCGAUACUACAGAGAUAAACACCUGAAGUACACGCGCUGUGUGGAUCAGGGAGACCGGAAGUUCCCUUGUCAUCUCUGUAACAGAUCGUUCGAGAAGAGAGACCGACUGCGCAUCCACAUCCUGCACGUGCACGAGAAACACCGACCGCAUAAGUGCUCUGUGUGCGGCAAAAGUUUCUCCCAGUCCUCGAGCCUCAACAAGCACAUGCGCGUGCACUCCGGAGAGCGACCUUACAAAUGUGUCUACUGCAACAAGGCGUUCACUGCCUCCAGCAUCCUCCGCACACACAUCAGGCAGCACUCAGGUGAAAGGCCAUUUAAGUGCAAACACUGUGGGAAAGCCUUCGCCUCUCAUGCGGCCCAUGACAGCCACGUACGCCGAAGCCACGCCAAAGACAAACCGGUGGCGUGUGAUCUCUGCGGCAGCACGUUUGAUCAAGCAGAGGAGCUUAAAGUGCACAUGAAGAUCCACAAGAAGCGCCCGCUCAUGCAAUCCCCGGCUCGUCCUUCCUCUCCUGGAAAACACCCGGAAGAUCAGAACGGCCCUUUAAACCCUGAAUGUGCCGGAGUGCAGCGGGACAUCACCACAAGUUUCCCGCCUUUUCCAGGAAUCGUCUCCAGUUACAGACCAUGGAAUUAACUUACAAACCAUUGUGACUCCAUCCUAAACUGCGCACUAACAUAUUACACAGCAUGGCUGUGAUCCAGUUCAAGACACAGGUCU